ACGCCCCACCCCCCCCCCCACUGCGGAGGGGCCCCGGCGUCCCGGCCGCCGCCGCCAUGGCCGCCGUGUGGCAGCAGGUGCUCGCCGUGGAUGCCAGGUACGCGGCGUACCGGACGCCGAGCUGGCCGCAGUUCCGCACGCAGUACAUGCGGCGCCGCAGCCAGCUGCUGCGGGAGCACGCCAAGGGCGGCCUGGAGGCGGGCGCCCGCCGCUGGUACCUGCGGGUGCGGGCCCGGCUCCUGGCGCAGCGCUACGGGCCCCUCUCCGAGCAGAGCAGCUGCCGCGCCUACAGCAACAGCCUCCUCCGCGGCAGCCGCACCACCCUCGACCGCAUGGAGGACUUCGAGGAGGAGGCGCGGGCGGCCCGGGGGGGGCCCAGGCGCUCGCUGAGCCGCGGCCCCCCCCCCGCCCCCCCCCGCGGCCCCCCCGACCAGCGGGCGCCGGGGGUGGUGCCGACGCCGCUGGCAGAGGCGAGCCGCGCCAUGGCGGGCGACACGACGCUGAGCGAGAACUACGCCUUCGCCGGCGUCUUCCACGUCUUCGACCAGCACACCGACAGCGCCGUGCCGCGGGUGCAGUUCGCGCACGACGAGCGGCACUUGCUGGCCUGCUGCUCGCUGGACGGCACCAUCUCGGUGUGUCGGCUGGCGCCGGGGCCCCCGGCGGUGCUGCGGCUGCUGCGGGGCCACGGCGGCGGCGUCGCCGACCUGGCCUGGUCGCUGGCCAACGACCUGCUGCUCUCGGCCUCGCACGACGGCACGCUGCGGCUGUGGGCGCCCGCCGAGGGCCGCUGCCUGCGCCGCCUCGCCGACCCCGACGGCGCCGCCCUGCUCUGCUGCGCCUUCCAGCCCCUCAACAACAACCUCACCGUGGCGGGCAGCGCCCGGGGCGUGCUGCGCGUGGUGAACAUCUCCACGGGGAAGGCGGCGCGGGGCGGCGCGGGGCGGCUGCCGGGCCGCGUCCUGGCCCUCUGCUUCGACGCCGCCGGCCGGGUGCUCUGGGCCGGCGACGACCGCGGCUCCGUCUCCUCCUUCCUCUGCGACCCCGGCACCGGGCGGCUGACGAAGGGGUCGCGCGUGGUGGUGCAGGAGGGCGGCGCCAUCACCAGCCUCUCGGCCCGGGCCUGGGCCAGCCGCGAGGCCCCCGACCCCUCGCUGCUCGUCAACGCCUGCCCCGACCGCCUGCUGCUCUUCCGGGUGGUGGAGGAGGGCUCGGGGGGGGACGCUAUGGGUCCCGCUAUGGGUCUGACCCCCAUGUUCCCCCCCCCCAUAUCGCGCAGGGUGGUGGAGGAGGGCUCGGGGGGGGAUGCUAUGGGUCCCGCUAUGGGUCUGACCCCCAUGUUCCCCCCCAUAUCGCGCAGGGUGGUGGAGGAGGGCUCGGGGGGGGACGCUAUGGGUCCCGCUAUGGGUCUGACCCCCAUGUUCCCCCCCCCAUAUCGCGCAGGGUGGUGGAGGAGGGCUCGGGGGGGGACGCUAUGGGUCCCGCUAUGGGUCUGACCCCCAUGUUCCCCCCCCCAUAUCGCGCAGGGUGGUGGAGGAGGGCUCGGGGGGGGACGCUAUGGGUCCCGCUAUGGGUCUGACCCCCAUGUUCCCCCCCCCAUAUCGCGCAGGGUGGUGGAGGAGGGCUCGGGGGGGACGCUAUGGGUCCCGCUAUGGGUCUGACCCCCAUGUU
Messenger RNA from Dromaius novaehollandiae (emu), 1671 nucleotides. It is a transcript of the gene WDR13, whose product is annotated as WD repeat domain 13. The record is from RefSeq and is a predicted model, not a curated record. Gene Ontology annotation, molecular function: promoter-specific chromatin binding; protein binding. The coding region runs from base 57 to 1496 and encodes 479 amino acids. NCBI's taxonomy places the organism in Eukaryota, Metazoa, Chordata, Aves, Casuariiformes, Dromaiidae. Gene Ontology annotation, cellular component: nucleus. The transcript is spliced from 8 exons.